Molecule: messenger RNA, 1584 nt
Organism: Pseudophryne corroboree (corroboree frog)
Lineage: Eukaryota; Metazoa; Chordata; Amphibia; Anura; Myobatrachidae
Gene: DYNLRB2
Product: dynein light chain roadblock-type 2
Exons: 5
Coding region: 514-804 (96 amino acids)
Biological process (GO): microtubule-based movement
Cellular component (GO): centrosome; cytoplasmic dynein complex; cytoplasm
Molecular function (GO): dynein intermediate chain binding
Source: RefSeq, a predicted model, not a curated record
GCUAUCAGCGGUGGGUUCACGUACGAGACAGCAAUGCACAGACAGGAAGUCAUGUGAUGUACACCUGACUGGAGGAGCCAGCAGCCACAUGAUGAGGAGCAGCCCUGUUAGUGCACUAUCAGCCAGCCACACAGAGGGACAAAGACUCUGCAGAGGCUCAGGUGAUCACUAGACUCUGGCUGGAUGGAAUACAGCCACACUGAGGGUACAGUAACGCUGUAUUGAAGCAAUGCUGUCACGUACAGUAUACAGUAACACCACGCCAUCACCAUCCUAUUGCAUGUGCGCCACAGCUGCGGAUGCCCUACACUGCCGGCGAUGGCCAGCAGGGGCAGCCAAUCCCCUCUGCUAGCGGGGCACGCCACGUGACGACCUCAUGCUGCAGAGACCCCACCCACCGUCCCGCUUGACGUACUUCCGGCGUUACCAUAGAAGCAAGCGACGCCGUGCUUUGUUGUCGCUGGGUUGCAACAGAGGAAAGCCAGGUGGUACCGUUGUAGCAGCUGAAGAAGGAUGUCUGAGGUUGAGGAAACAUUGAAGAGGAUCCAGUCCCAAAAAGGAGUGAUUGGAACUAUAGUAGUGAACUCUGAAGGCAUUCCAAUAAGGACUACUCUAGACAACUCCACCACAGUGCAGUAUGCUGGUCUUCUUCACCAGCUCUCCAUGAAGGCUAGAAGCACAGUACGAGAUAUUGACCCUCAGAAUGAUCUUACUUUCCUCAGGAUCCGCUCCAAGAAGCAUGAAAUUAUGGUGGCUCCAGACAAAGACUAUCUAUUGAUCGUCAUCCAGAACCCGUCAGACUGAAACAAAGCACUGGACGGCCCUGCUGGUUAUACCUGUGUUAUCCCCUUCCACUGGAACAUGUUUGUUUUUUAAUUGUUCUCGCUGUUACAUUUAUUAUAAGACUGUCUUCCAGGCCUACAUAUGAUUAGUUUACAAUGAUUCCUCUGGGAAACAGAAAACUGAAGAAAAAUAGAAUAAAAAGUGUAUUUCUGUUCUUGGACUGCAUUAUUUGAGACCUACUAUUAAAGAAAAGCACAAUCUAUAUUUUUAGCCUUGUUGUUUGUAAUCUGACACCAUUUUGGCAGGUGUUUUGCUAUACUGCUGCCUACCUGUUAGCUGACCUAGAUAAUCCCAAAUACGCAAAGAUUUGUCUUCUAAUUACACAGCUGCUAUGAUAAGCGUGGUAUUUAAGCUUGUGACUAUGUCUCCAUUGAGAGGCUAAGAGCUCAGCAGUGCUGUAUGUAGCUGAUUCAUUCUGAUAAUUGUGACACCAGCACAAUGAGAAACCCAGCCUAGGAUAGCCAGUGCCUGCAGCUGAUACAGAAGGGAUGCAUGGGAACAUGGGGAACUCCUAGCAAUCAAGUCCAUGAAAAAUGGUAGAAUCCGAGUGGUUGCUGUGAGCACAGUUACUAAUGCACCAGAAUUCUAACUUGCUGCCCAAGUCCUAAUAUUCUAUAUCUAUUAUUUGUGCUUUUCGUAAUACACAUGGGUAUAUGGUUGAGGAAUUGUUAAUAUGUGUAUAUGUUUUUCUCAUUUACAUCUUACAAUUUCAACCAUCAAAAUAAAGACAUUUAUCAUAAA